CAGGGAUCUAAGCAGUAUUUAUCACCAUGGGCAGCAAGUAACUAGCUUUACGUUGCACAAGAGGCACACCUUGUUUUAGAAUCCUUACUUUUAUGAAAGAAUUCCACUAACAGAAAACCAGUUCUCUGUCCAGAUAUUUGGGACUAAAAUCUUCAAUAUUUGGUUCGAUGGAAUCGUUUCCCAGGCUUCGACCUAUUGUCCCCGCUGUCUGUGAAACUCCCUGUCCUACCCCAGCUCACAAAGGCGAAUUAUUAAAGGAUUUGCUUCCAGUUGUCUGCACCUCUGUUGUGCUGUCUACCACUUACCCUCAAUUCACAGGACGAGAACUGGAAUCGAAAAUCAGAAAUGGAGAAAUUCAGAGAUGGACUAAUCCCUUUCACGAGAACAAGCAUCCAGUCCAAGCAGAUAAACAUAGAGACAACAGGAAAAAGUCAGAGAUUGUAAAGUUUGGAACUGUUACUGAUUUGAGGAAACAUAGAGUUUUGGGCAAUACAACGCCUGGAUUCUUUACAGAUUUAGCUCAUUUACAGAUGCAACUUAUCUCAGGUAAAUUUGAUUCCUUGUGAAAUUUACAAAAGAUUAUUAGACAGACAGACAGAUAGACAGACAGACAGAUAGGUAGACAGACAGACAGAUAGAUAGAUAGAUAGAUAGAUAGAUAGACAGAUAGAUAGAUAGAUAGAUAGAUAGAUAGAUAGAUAGAUACAUUGAUAGAUAGAUAGAUAGAUAGAUAGAUAGACAGAUAGAUAGAUAGAUAGAUAGAUAGAUACAUUGAUAGAUAGAUAGAUAGAUAGAUAGAUAGAUAGAUAGAUAGAUAGCCUGAUAAAUAGUGUAAUGCAACUUCCACCAUGCACAGUCAUUCAAAUACUGACAGACUAUCAUGCACACAUUGACAGACAGACAUACAUACAUACAUCAGUCUGUCAUGCUGGUGCAAUUAUGCAGACAUGCACAGACUGCAGGCAUAUACAGCUAAACACAUACAAGUCAAAACACAGACUGACAGGUUGGCAUAAAAACACAAACAGACCAACACACAGAUUGGCAGGUUUAUACACACAGACUAAGCAACUAACUACAUGUAUGCUGUUGGCGUGGGGGAGCUUUGUAAUUAUUUCUGUGUGGUAUAAUCUGAAAAUAUCUUCUGUUAAUGAGUAUCACAAAACUGUGUGUGUGUGUGUGUGUGUGUGUUUGUGUGUACACAAUUAUAUUUAUUUACAUUUUUGAUUUUAUACAGUCUCAUCCUGCUAUUAAAUUAUUUUGUCCUAAGUUUUUAUUUAUUUCUAUGAAGGAUAUCCCAGAGGCAAACCGCUAUUUAAAGACAACACUUCACUUGUAUCAUCCAUGAGAUCCUCUCAAAUUGAGAAAAGAAAAAAACCCACUCGGAGAAUGGCAGUAAAAACGAGGUAUCAGUUGCUCCCCCCUAUCCUAGAUGUCUGGACUCAAAAUGAUGCAAUGGAGAGAUCAAUCAGAUUAGGAAUUUAAAGCAUUCUGUAACUGACAAAAAAAAAAAAAAAACAGAAAAAACUAGCAUACACAAAAUAAAACUGGACUGCUAUGGAAAAAGUGAACAAUAUUCUUUUUGGAAUUUUCGAGGCAGCUCUAGAAUGAUGAAUUAGGUUCUACUUUGGAAACCAACAUGUUUUUUAUUAUAUAUGUCUUUCCAUGAUCAUUAGGAAACAUCAUCACAUCACCAUGGAAACUAGUGGAACCAGCAGGUAUAUUCCACUGAUAACUCCUCUCCUUUACAUAUAUGAAAAACCUUUCUGAAUAUGUCACUUUGAUAAAUUUCUCCA
Molecule: messenger RNA, 1796 nt
Organism: Pelobates cultripes (western spadefoot toad)
Lineage: Eukaryota; Metazoa; Chordata; Amphibia; Anura; Pelobatidae
Source: the annotation of a GenBank genome assembly